AUGCGGCGCAGUCUCUUGAUCUUCCUCCUGUUCGCCGUCGUCGUCCUCACCUUCCUCUUACACUCUGUCUCGACGCUCUUGGCCCUGCUCAUAGAAGAUGCGUCCCGGGACGCCAUCCACAGGUCCGAGCUGCCUGCGCCGAACUCGACGUUGCUCGAAACACGUCCGCAACUGAUCCCCAAGAUCAUCCAUCAGACUUACAUCAACGAGUCGAUCCCUGCCCACUGGGUCCCCGCUCAACAGUCAUGUAUCGACCUCCACCCGGACUACGAGUACAAACUGUGGACGGAUGAGAAGUCGCACGAUUUCAUCGCCAAGGAAUACCCGUGGUUCUUGUCCACAUUCGUCGGCUACAGACACAACAUCCAACGGGCCGACGCCAUCCGAUACUUUGUGCUGGCCCACUACGGAGGCGUGUACCUCGACUUGGACGACGGGUGCAAACGACGGCUCGACCCUCUUCUCUCAUACAAUGCGUUUGUGCGGAGGACGGUCCCCACCGGGAUAUCCAACGACGUGAUGGGGGCAAUUCCCCAGCAUCCGUUUUUCCUCCGAGUCAUGGAGUCCCUGCCGGGCGCCGACCGGAGCUGGAUCCUGCCCUACAUCACCAUCAUGGCGUCGACGGGUCCGCUGUUCCUGAGCGUCAUCUGGAAGAAAUGGAUGGGCGAGCACGCCCACUUGGACCCCGACACCUGGGUCGGGAGGGUGCGCGUCCUCAUGCCGGACGAGUACAACCAACAUGCGUGGUCGUUCUUCGAGACAUACAAGGGAUCGAGCUGGCACGGCAAGGACGCGAGGCUGAUUUUUUGGAUGGGCAAGAACUGGCUGCUCUUGACGGUCCUCGGCUUUGUGCUGGUUCUGACGGUGGGCUUCCUUGUCUGGUUCGUCUACUCGAGGCUCCUGAUCUGGAGUGCGAGGAGAAGAGGAAGCCCGCGGAUGGCUGCUCUUAGGUUCGCUGGCGGUGCCAAGAUGCCCCUCUGGCGGAUGUGGGCCGGCGGAUUAGGAAUCAACAAGCAGACUUACGAAAUGGUCGCCCAGCAUGAUGCGUGA
Molecule: messenger RNA, 1050 nt
Organism: Cladophialophora carrionii CBS 160.54
Lineage: Eukaryota; Fungi; Ascomycota; Eurotiomycetes; Chaetothyriales; Herpotrichiellaceae
Exons: 1
Coding region: 1-1050 (349 amino acids)
Biological process (GO): mannosyl-inositol phosphorylceramide biosynthetic process
Molecular function (GO): mannosyltransferase activity
Source: RefSeq, a predicted model, not a curated record